Molecule: messenger RNA, 533 nt
Organism: Callorhinchus milii (elephant shark)
Lineage: Eukaryota; Metazoa; Chordata; Chondrichthyes; Chimaeriformes; Callorhinchidae
Source: RefSeq, a predicted model, not a curated record
GAGUUACAGGCUGGGACGAAGCCUAGGACCUCCUCGGUGCAUCAUCACCACCACUACGCCAGCCAAGGGCCACCCAGCCCCCACCCCCUGCCUCUACCACCCAUCGCACACCCCCUGUGGCCAUCAAUCCUGCCGGGGGGGCAACUCAGCCACCUACAGCCCUCUGUCCACCAUGUGGUGGGCCCCGCCGUCACCCUCCCCACCCUGCAUACGGCUGCAAUGGAUGAGCCGCUCUCUCGGGCCACCCCAGGACUUCAGGUGCACGCCCUCCCCACUCACCAGGACUGUAGUCAAUGAGCUUAUCGUAUCGUCACUAACACCUUCAGCUGCUCAAGUACAAACAUACAUAAGUUAUACAGAGGCCUUCAUGUCCGGAGGAAGCCUCAAGGCACUGAACAAUCCUGGUUUUGACAGUGGAAAGGGGGGGGGAACAGGAAGAGGUGAGGAUCAUAUUGUCACGAAAACAGUAUCCUGACAGCAGCUGAACUGGACCAAGAAAUCGAAACCCAAAUAAAUCUUUUAUAAUACAGAUA